Messenger RNA from Chrysemys picta bellii (western painted turtle), 2903 nucleotides. RefSeq names its product Jun proto-oncogene, AP-1 transcription factor subunit (gene JUN). Gene Ontology annotation, biological process: regulation of cell cycle; regulation of transcription by RNA polymerase II; regulation of cell population proliferation. The record is from RefSeq and is a predicted model, not a curated record. NCBI's taxonomy places the organism in Eukaryota, Metazoa, Chordata, Testudines, Emydidae. Gene Ontology annotation, cellular component: transcription regulator complex. Gene Ontology annotation, molecular function: RNA polymerase II cis-regulatory region sequence-specific DNA binding; transcription factor binding; DNA-binding transcription factor activity, RNA polymerase II-specific.
GGGCUGCACGCCGGGAAAGGGCUCAGAGUGUGCAGCAGGCUCCAGGCAGCAGCGGCGGGCCCGCUCCGGCAGCAGCUCCCGAGAGGCGGGCAAGGCACAGAGAGCGGCCAGGCGUCUCGCAUUGCUGCAGCGACCAGGCCAGCUCGGACCCCGGCGGAGACCCGGGCACUUCUCCGCACCCGGGAGCCCAGACGGCGCCUGCCGCGGACAGAGAGCGGAGGGGAAAGUACUUGGGACAACUUCUGCGCCGCGGCGUCCGGCGCUGCCAGCCGGAGGAGGAGGCGGCGGGGAAGCGCUCAGACAAGUGGCCGGGCGCUGCAGCGCGCUCCCCAGAUAGCCCCGCAGCAGGAGACGGGGACAGAAAAGUGACCGGAUUUCUGACCCUCCCAGCGAGCGAGAAGGAGGCGAAGCUGCCCAUCGGACACUUACUCCGGAGUGAACCUGUAAAGCAAGAGACUGGAUUUCUCCUCCGUUCCCGAGUCUCAGGCGGGAGCGAGAUCCCAGAACCCGACCCCAGGACUUCUGCGACCCAAUUCUCAGACUGACUCUUUUUGUGGUUUGAAAAAGUUCAGCCCUGAUGCGCUGAAGAAACGGGGGAAAGACACUCAAGCCACUUGUACGGUGGCCAAAAAAAAAAGUAAGACUUUAGUUCAUCCUUACUGAUUGUUUUAAAGGGCUUUUUCAUUGUUGAAAGAGUUACCCUGGUAGUAGUUUAAAGUGAAGGUGAACUUUCUUUGAACGGGACUUAAAAAACAAACGCGUUGGGCGCUGCUUAAUUGUUAUUGCUUUAAAGCCAGUUUUGUGGACUGUGUUCUAUGACUGCAAAGAUGGAACCUACAUUCUAUGAUGAUGCCCUAAAUGCUACCUUUGUACAGCCAGAAAGUGGUGGUUAUGGAUAUAAUAAUCCUAAAGUCCUGAAGCAGAAUAUGACUCUAAAUCUGGCUGAUCCUUCAAGCAACCUCAAGCCCCACCUGAGGAACAAGAAUGCUGAUAUUCUUACCUCCCCAGAUGUUGGUCUCCUCAAGCUGGCAUCUCCUGAACUGGAAAGGCUCAUCAUCCAGUCCAGCAAUGGCUUGAUCACCACCACUCCCACCCCAACACAGUUCCUCUGUCCCAAAAAUGUUACUGAUGAGCAAGAAGGGUUUGCUGAAGGCUUUGUGAGGGCACUGGCAGAGCUACACAACCAGAAUACGAUGCCCAGUGUUACAUCUGCUGCCCAGCCCGUUAACAGUGGUAUGACACCUGUUUCUUCUAUGGCUGGCAACAAUGGUUUCAACACCACUUUGCACAGCGAGCCUCCAGUGUAUGCCAAUCUCAGCAACUUUAACCCAAGUGCACUCAGCACAGCACCUAACUACAAUGCAAACAACAUGGGCUAUCCACCUCAGCAUCAUAUUAAUCCUCCGAUGCCAGUGCAGCAUCCCAGGCUGCAAGCUUUGAAAGAGGAGCCCCAGACUGUACCUGAAAUGCCAGGGGAGACUCCUCCACUGUCCCCCAUUGAUAUGGAGUCACAGGAGAGGAUCAAGGCUGAGAGGAAGCGCAUGAGAAACAGAAUUGCAGCCUCCAAAUGCCGGAAAAGGAAGUUGGAAAGGAUUGCCAGGUUGGAAGAAAAAGUGAAAACUUUAAAAGCCCAGAACUCAGAACUGGCAUCCACUGCCAACAUGCUCAGAGAACAGGUUGCACAGCUUAAGCAGAAGGUCAUGAACCAUGUCAACAGUGGAUGCCAGCUAAUGCUAACACAACAGUUGCAAACAUUUUGAAGAGACUGACUUGGAAAAAAAGAACUAUGAUGUUGCGGUAGAGCAACAGAAAAAACAAACCCAUAACAAGUGGCAGAUACAUAAAGCUAAUGGUAAAGGCUGAGAGGCAUUGAGUCCUGCUUGCACCCCACAAAGCACAUGUGUGGAAAGACUGGCGAGCAUUCAAUUGAGCUAUUGGCAAAGCAGCACCACUCUGAGAAGUGCUGUUCCUGCUCAGAUGAUACAUCAGAUCUUUGUUUAAUAUUGACCAAGACCUGCAUGGACCUAACAUUCGAUGAUCAUUCAGUAUUAAAGGUUAAACUGCAAUAGAGACUGUAGGUUGCUUUCUGUAAUACUCUUAAAGAAAACACAACUGGGAGGGAGGUUUGUGGGAGGCUGAUAAAAACUGAACUAUACUGCCUGCCUUCAAGUAAAUUGUGUAUGUACUUUUUUUUAUUUUAUGAAAGCUGAUUAAUGUCAAUAAACUACUUCAUGACUUUGUAAAUUAUUUUUAUGUUUGUGUUCUGUCCAGUAAUGUUUGUAAAUGAGGGUUUUUUGAGCACUCUGAAUUUACCAUUUGUAAUAAAGUAUAUAAUUUUUUUAUGUUUGUUUUUGAAAAAAGUCCAGAAAGCUUCUAUUAUAUAUAAAAGUAUUAAAAAUGCAUUUCCUCCCCCACUUUCGCCAGGAUCUAAUCAGGACUCUAUCACAUACACUGAACUUUAAAUGGUAGAGAGUGUUAAACUGACACUGUACCAAAAAGAUGUCCUGGAGAAUGUGUCAGAAGUGGAAAGAUAAAACCACACCCUGUAACAUAAACAGAAGUAGUUUAUGCAUUUUAAGUGUUAUGGAUUUAAUUUGGAUUGGAUUGCCUACCAUAAUCCAAUAGCGCAAUGUAGACAAUAACUUUUAAAAAUUAAGCAGUUUGGAGGAGUUUGCCAUUGUAUCAAAUUCCCCUGUGCUAGAAUAGUUUGAACUGUAACUGUCUAUUUAAUAUUAAAUACUUAUUAAAAUAAUAUCCCCAACAAUAUCUUUAAGGUAGGCGACUUCUCAAAAAAUGUAUCCUUCAUAUGGGUGCCUUCAUUACUGUCUAAUUAUUCCUAGAUAAGAGGUGGUCUUUGUUCGUUAAUAUUUAUGUUGUCACAAUAAAAUCAUUCUAUAACCUUU